CGUGACUUCGUCGUGGCGGCCACCGCGGUAAGCUUUGCGCUUAAACGUGUAUUUAAGGCGAGCGUGUUUCCAGUGAGAGUCAUACUUCAACAUGAAGACUGCAAUUGUCCUGGUCUCUCUCGCGCUUGUCCUCCUUGCUGUUUGCACGGAGCCGGCCGCUGGUGACGAUGCCCCGCAUACCCUGCAAAAGCGCUCGUCCCCUCCGAGGUCUCCUGCGAGGUCUCCUCCGAAGUCUCCUCCGAAACAGUGGACACAGCCACCCCUAACGCUACAGGAGUCGGUCAAUGGUCCCUGGUUCCUGCAGCCACAGGGGCCCAUGCAGAAGCCCGUGGCGGGUGCGAAGUGGAAGUGGAGGGUCACCCCGAAAAAGAACAGCAAGCCGUACAGCGGAGGCGCCGGACCCUCCGGCAAGAAAAGCCCCCCCAAAAGCCCUCCCAAAGGCAAGGGCAAGUAGCGUCGCUUUUAAAGACGCGUCCAAGCGACGCCCACGAGGACACCUCAUAUAUAAAUGUAAACAAUAUGAUUCAAUUGAAAGAGUAAAACAUGAAAUAAAAUUUACGCCAGUAAGAGAAA
This is a messenger RNA of Frankliniella occidentalis (western flower thrips), 573 nucleotides long. RefSeq lists its product as uncharacterized. Lineage: Eukaryota; Metazoa; Arthropoda; Insecta; Thysanoptera; Thripidae. The transcript has 3 exons. The record is from RefSeq and is a predicted model, not a curated record. Bases 92 to 454 code for a protein of 120 amino acids.